AUGCAGCAGCAGCAGCAGAUGCAGCAGCAGCAGCAAAUACAGCAGCAGCAGCAACAGUGGCAUCUGCAGCAAACGCUACAAAGUACACCUAGCGCACACCACGCGCAACCACAACAACAGCAGCAGCAGCAACACCAGCAGCAGCAACCAAGCAUCAACACCAGCAGCAACACGAGCAGCAGCACCAGCAGCAGCAGCAACAAAAGCAGCAACAACAACAACACCACCACCAAAAAAACGAGCAGCAGCAGCAGCAGCAACACCAACACCACCACCACCACCAGCAGCAACACAAGCAGCAGCAGCACCAGCACCAGCAGCAUCACAAGCAGCAGCAGCACCAGCAUCACAAGCAGCAGCAGCACCAGCAGCACCAGCAGCCCCAGCAGCAGCAGCAGCAGCAGCAUCACAAGCAGCAGCAGCACCAGCAGCAGCACCAGCAGCAUCACAAGCAGCAGCAUCACAAGCAGCAGCAGCAGCAGCAGCAGCAGCAGCAGUGUACCGAGUCUGGGUAGUUUGAGCGAAGCAAGGAGACACUUAACAGCAGCAGCAGCAGCAUCACAAGCAGCAGCAGCAGCAUCACAAGCAGCAGCAGCAGCAGCAUCACAAGCAGCAGCAUCACAAGCAGCAACACCACCACCAGCAGCAACACAAGCAGCAGCAGCACCAGCACCAGCAGCAUCACAAGCAGCAGCAGCAGCACCAGCAGCAGCAGCAGCAGCAGCAGCAGCAGCAGCAGCAGUGUACCGAGUCUGGGUAGUUUGA
This is a messenger RNA of Eimeria mitis, 765 nucleotides long. RefSeq lists its product as uncharacterized. Bases 1 to 765 code for a protein of 254 amino acids. The transcript has 2 exons. Lineage: Eukaryota; Apicomplexa; Conoidasida; Eucoccidiorida; Eimeriidae. The record is from RefSeq and is a predicted model, not a curated record.